UAUUGAAUAUCAGAAAUGGGACUAUUUAGAUCAGACAAGGUGCAGUCUACUUUCCUCCACCAGGGACGUCGUCCCCGUAGGACUGACACUUCCCAGGGACAGCGGGGUCCCGGAAGGUUUCACCAGCAAGUGCUUGGGAUCGAGGAGAGCUCGAGUUCUGGAGUCUCUUUUCCCCCCACGGCCCGGAAAAGGAUCGCACUGGCCAGGAAGUUUUGCCUGGCAUCCCCGCAGCCCGGGCGGCGGCUCCAGGGUGACUUGCCGGCCGGGCCCGCGCCGCCGCCACACGCAGGCGGGGGCAGCUCGGGACGCGCGGCCGCAGCGGAGAUGAGCCCCGGGGCGCGGCGCGCGCGGCUCCUGCUGCUGCUGCUGCUCCUGCUCCUGUUCCUGCUGCUCCAGCUGCCGACCGUGGCCGCGCAGCGGCGGCCUCCGCGAUCCCAUUCUCUGCGCUACCUCUUCAUGGGUGCCUCAGUGCCAGACCUUGGGCUGCCCCUGUUUGAGGCCCGGGGCUAUGUGGAUGACCAGCUGUUCGUGUCCUACAGUCACGAGAGUCGCCGUGCAGAGCCUCGUGCCCAGUGGGUCCGGACAGGGGCUGCCAGCCAGCUGUGGUUACAGCUGAGUCAGAGCCUGAAGGGGUGGGAUCACAUGUUCAUCGUCGACUUCUGGACCAUUAUGGACAAUCACAACCACAGCAAGGUAACGAAGCUCGGGGUAUCGUCGGAGUCCCACACCCUGCAAGUGAUCCUGGGCUGUGAGGUGCAAGAGGACAACAGCACCACAGGGUUCUGGAAGUAUGGGUAUGACGGACAGAACCAUCUGGAAUUCUGCCCUGAGACGCUGGACUGGAGAGCAGCGGAGCCCAAGGCCCAGGCCACCAAGCUGGAGUGGGAAGUGAACAAGAUUCGGGCCAAACAGAACAGGGCCUACCUGCAGAGGGAUUGUCCUGAGCAGCUGCGGCAGCUGCUGGAGCUGGGAAGAGGGGUUCUAGACCGGCAAGUGCCCCCUCUGGUGAAGAUGACUCAUCAUGUGACCUCGGCAGUGACCACCCUCCGGUGUCAGGCUCUGAGCUUCUACCCCCAGAACAUCACCAUGAAGUGGCUGAAGGACAGGCAGCCACUGGAUGCCGAGGAUGUUGAGCCUAAGGAUGUGCUGCCCAACGGGGAUGGGACCUACCAGAGAUGGGUAGCCUUGGCUGUGGCCCCUGGGGAAGAGCAGAGAUACACCUGCCAGGUGGAGCACCCAGGCCUGGAUCAGCCCCUCACUGCCAGUUGGGAGGCCCCGAUGUCCGGCACCCUGGUCGUUGGCAUCAUCAGUGGGAUUGCUGUUUGCAUCAUCGUCCUUUUUACUGGAAUUCUGUUCAGAAUCUUAAGAAAGAGGCAGGCUUCAAGAGGAGCCAUGGGUGACUACGUGCUGGCCGAAUAUGAAGAAAAUGAAGCACGGAGUGUCUCACAGCCUGCCAGGGCUAGAGGCAGAUUUCCAGCUCAUCAGUCUGACUCUGAUCCAUCUCACACGCCACUGCAUCCAGACGGUUGAACUGUGCCCAGGAAAUGGAAAAAGGAGGGACAUGGCUCUUCUGUGGUCCCAGUGUUUUACUGCUCAGUGAGCUUGACCAAGAUGGAGGGCAACAGCAGAAAAUAAGCUCAGUCAUUUCCUUUCAAAGUCUCUGGUGAGAGAACUCCAGGAUGUGGAUCUCACUGGUCUGCCACCACCCGUCUGCUCUGUCUGGCAUCUGUCCUAGGCCCCAGGGUCAGGACGGUGAUCGGUGGUGCCAGUUAGUGGUUAUGGUGGACCUUGAACUAUUUUCGCUCUGCUGGUGCCUCCAGAGUCAGAACCCUGGUGGCAUUUCCCUCCAUGAAACAGAGCAACCUCUGUCAUAUUAAAGAUGGCAAAAUGGAAGCCACUGAGUGGCCUGGAGAUACCCUGGCAUCUUCCUGGGGUUCCCAGGAGUCUGGUUCUCUUCCCCAAUUGUGCAUAUUAAAAAAAGAAACCUAUAGGGAUGUCUGGGUGGCUCAGUCGGUUAAGUGCUUAAGCGUCUGCCUUUCAGCUCAGACUGUGAUCUCAGGGUCUUUGGUUUGAGCCCCAUCAGGCUCCCGCUCAGCAGUGAGUUGGCUUCUCCCUCUACCCCUACACCAAUCAAACUUCCUGCUAGUGCUCUUUUUCUCUCAAAUAAAUAAAUAAAAUCUAAAAAAAGAAACUGCUUUAACCAGGCUGCUCAGGAAUUACUGGAUUCUGGAAAAGUAAUUCAUCUGACCAUGUUCAAAAGCAUACUAACAUAGACACCCAGAUGGCAUGUGAUUAUUUUAUGCUGCUCUGUACAUUUGUCUGCAUAACUCUGGAACAAGGCAUUCUGUCUUGGAGGGUAGGUGCCUCAAAAGAUCAAAUAAAGCUCAACAGUUUGGUGGGUAUUGAAUUUGGGCAAAGAGACCUCAACCAUUUUUUUUUUUAACUUUUUUUUUCUAAAAAAAGAAAACAUUGGUUAAGUUCUGCUGGGAGAUACAGGCAAAAAUUCUUGGCUAUGUUUUAGCAAUGUAGUCUUACAGGGUUGAGUGUGCUUAACAGAAGGUUACUAAGUUGAAUGGAGAAAAGUACAUGUAAUUUGUGCUUAUUGUAGAAAAACUGAAAAUGAGUUAAAUUGAAACUAUCAUUCCAUUAGUUAGUGAUAAACCCUAUUAACUAUUUGUGUAUUUCCUCUCAGUACUGCUAUAUUAAAAUCAACAAAUACAUAUAAAAUCAAGAAAUAUAUUUUAAUAAACAUACAAUUAAUUCUG
This is a messenger RNA of Canis lupus familiaris (dog), 2765 nucleotides long. It is a transcript of the gene HFE, whose product is annotated as homeostatic iron regulator. The transcript is spliced from 7 exons. Gene Ontology annotation, cellular component: external side of plasma membrane. The record is from RefSeq and is a predicted model, not a curated record. Bases 16 to 1530 code for a protein of 504 amino acids. Gene Ontology annotation, molecular function: transferrin receptor binding. Lineage: Eukaryota; Metazoa; Chordata; Mammalia; Carnivora; Canidae. Gene Ontology annotation, biological process: regulation of iron ion transport; antigen processing and presentation of endogenous peptide antigen via MHC class Ib; antigen processing and presentation of endogenous peptide antigen via MHC class I via ER pathway, TAP-independent.